UGAUUUUAAUAAUAUUGUCUAUGAUAAUCUUUAUAAUAACAUGCCUACUGAUUCUAUUACUAUUGUAUCUAAGUUUUUUAACAUUAUUGCAAAAAAUUUUGAUAGCAUUACCUUUAAUAACCUUAAUACUAUUAUCUUUAGUGAUUUUAAUAAUAUUAUCAAUGAUAAAGGUAAACAUGAUGACCAAUAUGAUAAUAAUUUGGAAGUGCUGAUAUAUAACUUAGAUGAAGUGCAUGAAAUUAUUGCUAAAAAAUUUGAAGAAACAGAAAUAUUUGAUAAUCUUGUAAAAUUUAUUCUUGAAGUUGAAUUAAAUCAUGAUCUUCUUGAUAAAUUCUUUUUAGAUUAA
Cetraspora pellucida is the source of this 346-nucleotide messenger RNA. Lineage: Eukaryota; Fungi; Glomeromycota; Glomeromycetes; Diversisporales; Gigasporaceae. The record is from the annotation of a GenBank genome assembly.